AUGCUUGCCUCUCGCCUCCAGCUGGCCGUGGCGGCCUUGGUUGUCAUUGACUUUGUCGCUGCUCUCCCAACCUCUUUUCUUCAGCACAAUCGUCUCGACCUCGACCACGAGCAGCCGUGGCGUCGUCCUCACUACCAAGUCUCCUAUGACUCUCGCCCUUUCUAUAUAAUCAACAACAUGACCGACUCGGAAUUGAAGGCCAAGCUCCAGUCCUGCGAGAACGGUCCCUGGAGCAUCACCGACUUCUCCAUUGGCCAUCGUGGAGGCGGGACUCUUCAAUUCCCGGAGGAGACGGUCGAGUCUACCAUGGCUGGUGCCAGAAUGGGCGCGGGCAUUCUUGAAUGCGAUGUCUCCUUUACUGCCGACCGUGGACUCGUCUGCCGACACUCCUUCUGUGAUCUGCAUACAACGACCAACAUUCUGCUAUACCCAGAGUUGGCCGCCAAAUGCACCGUUCCCUUCACACCUGCGAAUGCAACAUCUCCCGCCAAUGCGCUGUGCUGCACAUCAGACAUUGCAACCGCCGAGUUCAUCUCCCUCUGUGGCAAGCAGGACGGCUUCAAUGCCAGUGCAACGAACGUCCACGACUAUCAGUCCGGCACGCCCAACUGGCGGACUGAACUUUACGACACCUGUGGUACCGUCAUGACCCUUGAUUCCUACAUCACGUUGGUCGAGUCGAUCCCCGGCAAACGCAAAUUCACCCCAGAGCUCAAGACCCCGCCAGUACAAGUCCCGAUGCCGUUCAACGGCUACACACAGGAGCAGUACGCGCGCGACAUGCUAAACGCCUUCCUCGAGCGCGGCAUUGCUCCCGAGCGCGUCUGGGCGCAAUCAUUCCACCCGCCCGACAUCUACCAAUGGAUCACCGAGUACCCGGAAUUCGGCAAGCAGGCCAUCUUUCUCGACAGGGAUGGCGACACGCCCGCCAAGUACGCCGCGGACGUGGCGCGCCUCUCGAGCUUGAAAGAAAAGGGUGUCAACAUCGUCGCGCCGCCUUUCGCAUACCUGCUCACAACCACCGGCGAGGGCAACCAGACUAUCGUCCCCUCCACCUACGCGACCACAGCCAAGGCGGUGGGCCUCGAUGUCAUCGCGUGGACGUACGAGCGGUCCGGUCCGUUAGCGACCGUGGGGAGCCGCGGCGAGUACUACUUCGGCUCCAUCGGGGGCGCGGUGCAUUUCGAUGGCCAGUACUACGAGAUUCUCGAUGUGCUUGCGAGGGAUGUGGGCAUCAAGGCCAUCUUCUCGGACUGGUCGAGUACCGUUGGUUAUUAUGCUAAUUGCAUGGGCUUAAAAUACGGUGGGUUUUGA
Messenger RNA from Drepanopeziza brunnea f. sp. 'multigermtubi' MB_m1, 1314 nucleotides. RefSeq lists its product as uncharacterized. Lineage: Eukaryota; Fungi; Ascomycota; Leotiomycetes; Helotiales; Drepanopezizaceae. The record is from RefSeq and is a predicted model, not a curated record. Gene Ontology annotation, biological process: lipid metabolic process. Gene Ontology annotation, molecular function: glycerophosphodiester phosphodiesterase activity.